Messenger RNA from Notodromas monacha, 928 nucleotides. NCBI's taxonomy places the organism in Eukaryota, Metazoa, Arthropoda, Ostracoda, Podocopida, Cyprididae. The record is from the annotation of a GenBank genome assembly.
AUGACCAAUUUGGAAUACCCCAUUCCAUUCUACAGGGUGGACAGAGAAAUGGAGCCAGUAUGCCAUGGCAGCAGGAAAGCUCAGGAGGAAACAUCAAGUCUUCAUCAGGCAAACUUUGUGACCCCUGGCAUGCUGAGUCUCACAGCAGAAGACUGUGGUGGCACCAACGCAACCAGCAGAAAACACCAUGAACACCGCACUUGCACCAAGAGUGUGCACAAAGUUGUCUUCCUCUUCUGCUCUCUCACACUUGCUAUCAUCAUUGCCUGCAUAGUCUUUGUUGAGAUGAAGCAAACUGGAGACUGGGAAGAAACGUCCAGACGGUAUCAUGGUGAAGUUGGUGUCAACAUCCAGCAAUUGGCCACCCACACUCAUACUCAUCAAGAGAAUCUGGCUCAUCCUGAUUAUUGAAAAACUGGGAUAUCAUGUUCAUUUCAAAUUCAAGUGAAGUCUGUUCCAUGAUCAUCAGCAGCAUGUGCAUUUGUUGUGCUUGUUCACAUGGCUAAGCACACCAAAGCUAUUUAAAAAAAGAAGUUUUCUUGCUUUAAGUACAAAUGUGGAAAAAGCGAAGAUUUUGUUCAUACUCAAAAUUAAUACAAAUGUAAUGUUUAAAAAGUCAAGGCAUUAAUUGAGCGACUAACUCGACUUUUUCCUCCCAUUGCAGUGUUCAAGUGUAUAUUAAUAAACAGUGAUAUUUCCGUAAAAGUUUUCAUUUUGUUCAUUUUUUUCCGAUGGUUCUGGUUCACUUCAUGAAAUUUCAAUUCUGAAAAAGGAUGUGUUUUAUUAAUUGUUCAGACUGUGAUUUGUUCCUGAUAGAUGGACCACUUUGAGUUUCCUCACAAAAGGGGCACCCUUCAUUAAUGGAUGAAGAACUUUAAGAAAAAUUGUUGAUGCGAAUGGAAUAAAAUAUUUUUUGGAGAAGGAAAUA